Messenger RNA from Gossypium raimondii (Peruvian cotton), 571 nucleotides. RefSeq names its product peroxisome biogenesis protein 3-2. Gene Ontology annotation, cellular component: peroxisomal membrane. The record is from RefSeq and is a predicted model, not a curated record. NCBI's taxonomy places the organism in Eukaryota, Viridiplantae, Streptophyta, Magnoliopsida, Malvales, Malvaceae. The transcript has 4 exons. Gene Ontology annotation, molecular function: protein-macromolecule adaptor activity. Gene Ontology annotation, biological process: protein import into peroxisome membrane. The coding region runs from base 1 to 513 and encodes 170 amino acids.
AUGCUUUAUUUAAGGGAUCUUUGGAGAAGGCAUAGGAGGAAGGUUUUGGUUACAGCAGGUGUUUUAGGAAGUGGGUAUUUGUUGUAUAAACUAUAUGAUGCUCACAAACGUAGGCUUAUUGAUUUGGAAAGUUUCGGUUUUCAUUACGUUGAUAGAAUGCAACUCCAUUUUGAGAACAUUCAAAGAAUUGCUGAUACAACAACAUUACCUCAUGCAAUGCCCCAUUUAAGUUGCCGGAUAGCUGAAGAUUUGAACCUUUCACAUCUUAUGGAGAGACUAGUGAAAGGGAAGGAUCAGUCCAACAGUUUGUCUUCUUUAGAGAAACUUGAAUUAUGGGACAGUCUCAAAAUUUUGAGUUUUACAAGAAUGGUGGUGUCAAUAUGGGCAGUAACCAUUCUUAGCUUAUAUAUUAGAGUUCAAGUCAACAUUCUAGGAAGAUAUUUGUAUAUUGAUAUUGCACGUGGUCUUGGAAGCUCUUAUUUACUUGUAAGUGCUCUACAUUUUUAUCUGUAAUGCCUGAUAAAUAUGUCCGAUUCAUCUGUUGUUAAUUAGAAUUGAUUGUGGAACCAUG